Lottia gigantea (owl limpet) is the source of this 1511-nucleotide messenger RNA. RefSeq names its product synaptotagmin 47 (gene Syt47). The transcript is spliced from 6 exons. Gene Ontology annotation, biological process: cellular response to calcium ion; calcium-ion regulated exocytosis; regulation of calcium ion-dependent exocytosis. NCBI's taxonomy places the organism in Eukaryota, Metazoa, Mollusca, Gastropoda, Lottiidae. The coding region runs from base 219 to 1511 and encodes 430 amino acids. Gene Ontology annotation, molecular function: calcium ion binding; clathrin binding; SNARE binding. The record is from RefSeq and is a predicted model, not a curated record.
AAUUCGCAGACCAUUUUACAGUUUUCUCUGGUCUUUUCUACGAGUUCUAAUUUCAAUCUAUAUUUAGACGUUGUUUUUAAUUAAUAUAGUUUUCUUAUUAAUUAUUCACCGGAUCAUCUAGACCAAGGAUCUGAGAGAUAUUCUCAUAUUACCAGUAGAGCCAACAAGAUUAACAUGAUGUCGAAGUUAUAAACGUAAAGUAAAACUAUGGGUUAGUUAUGUCGGGACAGACAGUAUUUAACGUCCAUCUAGAUGUUUUUGAUCAGUUGGCUAUAGUAGCAGGAGCUUUUACUCUGUUAGCUAUAGCUGUAUUAAUACUAGUCUGUAUUCUCAGUCCUGAUUGUUAUAUGUAUAAAUGUUGUCCUUUUAACCUACGAGAGGAUGAAAAACCAAUCGAAAAGGCCGUUGUUUACGGUUCAACUGAGGGUAAACCAUUCCGUGCCACCAUUAAAGAGAAACCGGUUCCAGCAUACUGGCAUACCAUGGGAACGCUUAAAGAAUCGGACAUGUCGGACAGUUUGUCGGACGCCGGAACUGGAGAUGUAAUUGAACUGAAACACGAUCGAGUGAAAAGAAAUCCAAGUAAAUAUUCUUCUUCAAGUUCUACAGGAUCGGUCUCACCAACACCCACACACGUGCCUUUAAACGGACGAAUUCUGUUCACUCUAAUGUACGACCGUGUUGACAGUAAACUGAAUAUAAAAAUACAGCAAUUAGUGAAUUUCAGCGCGACAGAACCAGACGGCGCCACGGCUCCGUAUAUCAAAGUUCGUCUGUACAGAACGCCAAAAAACUUCUUCACUUUCCGCGGGAAACUAGGGAAAGAUAACUCUGGUCAGAAUUUAGACGUUGAAUUACAGACGAAGAUACAAAGACGAAGUGAUGACCCAGUUUUUAACGAAGUUUUCACGAAAUCAAUUGAACAACAAGAAAUCGGCAACUAUUCUCUCAAACUUUUAAUCUGUGAUUUUGAUCGAUAUACCCGCCAUAUUGUUUUAGGCGAGGUCGUGGUUCAGUUGGCCAAAGUUGAUUGGCUGACACAAACGGAAGUAAAAUUCGAUGAACAAAUCGGACAACCAGUUGAGGAAAACCUGGGCGAAAUGAACGUAUCCCUGAUGUUUUUACCAACAGCUGAGAAACUCACUAUUACUAUUAUUAAAGCUCAAGGGUUAAAGGUCAUGGACCCCCAAAAGAACACCACAGAUUGUUGUGUAAAGGUUGUUUUAAUGUACGAUGGUCGACAGAUGAAAAAAGCUAAAACCACCGUCAAACCAAAUGAUUUAAAUCCAGUUUAUAAUGAAAGUAUAACGUUUGAUGUCCCUCAGUAUCAACUGGAGAAUGUCUAUCUCAGUGUUUCCGCGAUUCAUCAGGACGUAGAAAGUGAUAAGAAGGCGUUGAUUGGUCGGUUAUAUUUAGGCACUAAUUUUGAAUGUGAUGCUAAGGACCAAUGGGUGGAGAUGAUGCAUAAUCCCCGGAAACAGAUCAUGUGUUGGCAUAAAUUACAAAGUUGA